Molecule: messenger RNA, 1993 nt
Organism: Pocillopora meandrina
Lineage: Eukaryota; Metazoa; Cnidaria; Anthozoa; Scleractinia; Pocilloporidae
Source: the annotation of a GenBank genome assembly
ACGGGAUUGCGGACAUUUCUUAGAGAGGAUUGCUUGAAAAUGAUAUAGUUUACGCGUGAAGUGUCAGAAGAAUUGAAAGGGAAUCCGUAUAUAGAUGGAUCUACGCGGUGAUUGAAAGCUAGGAGAUAGGAUAUAUUAUUUUUACUGUCAUGGAAGAAGACAGGAAAUUCGACGUGGCUGUUGUGGGAGGAGGAGUUGUAGGUUGUUCCGUUCUUUACGAGUUCACUUCCCUAGGACUUCGAUGUGUUCUUUGCGAAAAAGAAGAGAAUCUUGUCUGUGGCGCUAGCUCAGGAAACAGUGGAACUCUUCACACGGGAUUUGAUGCGCCGCUCGGUAGUUUAGAGUUACGAUGCCUUCAAUCGGCGCGAGAAUUGAAUGAAAGCUUUUUCUCGAAGCAUAACAUCCCUUACAGGAAAUCUGGAGGCUUUAUUGUAGCAUGGAACGAAGAGGAUCUGGAAAAAUUGCCGAAAAUUGUCGCUAUUUCUCACGAAGCAGGUGUUUCAGACGUAAGGCAGAUAACAGCUCAAGAACUUCUUGAAAAAGAACCGCACUUGAAUAGAAAUGCUCUUGGUGCCGUACAUGUGCCUGGAGAGAGCAUUGUGGAUCCGUGGAGAAUUCCCGUCACGUUGGCAAACUUAGCACUGGCGCAGAACGCAACCAUUUUAACCAACUGUCAUGUGACUGGUGGCAAAAGACAAGGGAAGGAUUGGCAGCUGUCAACAUCUAAAGGGCCAAUCACUGCUUCAAUUGUAGUCAAUUGUGCUGGUUUAUAUGGUGAUGAGCUAGAAACAAUACAUAGACAAAGCCCAUUUACCAUCAAACCACGGAAAGGACAGUAUGCUGUGUUUGACAAGUCCGCAGGCAAACUUUUGAACUCAAUUAUAUUUCCUGUACCUACACCAAAAACUAAAGGGGUUCUUCUUUUUCCUACAGUUUAUGAUAACAUAAUAGUGGGGCCCACAGCAGAAGACCAAUUAGAUCGCUGCAAUGCAGAGAUUGACAGGACAGUCAUUGACACUUUAAUAAAUCGGGCACAGACCAUUCUUCCAUCUCUCAAAGAACAUUCUGUCAUAGGGACAUAUGCAGGUCUGCGGCCUGCAACAGAGUUCAAAGACUACUGCAUUGAGUGUCAACCAGACAAAGCAUGGAUCACAGUGGGUGGCAUUCGGUCAACUGGUUUGUCUGCUUGUCUUGGGAUAGCUAAACAUGUGGCAGCUUUUUUACCUUCUCUUGGUUUUGAAAAUUGUAAUAGUUCACCUGAAAAUGGUUUGACAAGGGCUGAACGAAAAUGGAAAAUAACUCAUCCAAUUGCAAAGUUUGGGUUGUUAACUGGCGAGAAAAUAGACCCUUAAAUUAAAUUUUGUAUAAUUAAUAUAUCACUUUGUUUGACAGCAUGUAUGGGAUCAAUUAGCAGAACUACUGUCGCUGUGGACAUUAGAAGAACAUAGAAAAGGUUCAAUCCCCUAGUCUUUUCAAGCUGAUCAAUUUUCAUGCAAAUAUAAGUUAGAAAUACAAAAUUCAGCUUAGUGAAUCACCAAACCUCAAAAAAUAUUAAUAAAUAAAUUAAAUUUAUUGAAAACAAAUUAUGCAAGGGUGUGAUACUUCCAUUAAUUUUAUAACUAACAUUGAUAAAAUGAUAAUAGAAUGGAAUUAUUUAUCUCUAUAAAUGAAAUUGAUCUGACGUGUUUUAUCAUUAGAACAGAAAAUUAUAUAACCAGACCAUGAAAGUGGUGUUUUCCAAUAGACUUUUCAGCUAUUUCAAAAUUGAAAGUACAUAAUUUGAUUGCUUGCUUUUAGACAAACAUAUAUGUGGAAGACUCUGCAAUAAAUUAAGUGGGUCAUUAUGUAUUUAAAUUAUUUUUCAAGCGUAUAAUUAUUUGUUCUGAUAUAGGGCGAAGAAGCUUCAGGCUUCUUUUCUCUAUUAAGAAUUCUCCAGGCCUUAAUUUUGAGAGUGAAUUCUUACUCUCGUACAUACUUAGAUGAAAUGAGAAAG